CGGGCACGUGACCGCGGCGGGGCACGUGACUGCGCGGGCGGCCGCGCUUUACGGCGCCGCGCGACAGUUCCCGGUGCUGUGCCCUCGGCUCGCCAUGGCGUCGGGCAGCGGGACCAAGAACCUGGACUUCCGCCGCAAGUGGGACAAGGAUGAAUACGAGAAACUCGCAGAGAAGCGGCUCACGGAGGAGAGAGAGAAGAAGGAUGGCAAACCAGCUCAGCCCGUCAAAAGGGAACUUCUGCGGCACCGAGACUACAAAGUGGACCUGGAGUCCAAGCUGGGGAAAACCAUUGUCAUCACCAAAACUACCCCUCAGUCAGAGAUGGGAGGGUAUUACUGUAACGUAUGUGACUGUGUGGUGAAAGAUUCCAUCAACUUCUUGGAUCACAUCAAUGGCAAAAAACACCAGAGGAAUCUGGGCAUGUCCAUGCGGGUGGAGCGUUCCACGCUGGACCAGGUGAAGAAACGCUUUGAGGUGAACAAGAAGAAGAUGGAGGAGAAGCAGAAGGAUUAUGACUUUGAGGAAAGGAUGAAGGAACUCCGUGAGGAGGAGGAGAAGGCCAAAGCCUACAAGAAGGAGAAGCAGAGAGAGAAGAAGAGGCGGGCGGAGGAAGAUUUGACCUUUGAAGAGGAUGAUGAAAUGGCAGCUGUGAUGGGUUUCUCUGGUUUUGGCUCAACCAAAAAGAACCACUGAGCAGCUCUGGACUCUCCUCUUUCUCUAAACAGUUUGUUUUUACCCAGGGAACUCUGGAUAACUCUUCAAAGACUUGAUUGAGGACUUGUAUGUAAAUCUCCCAGUAGAAGUUGGCUGGAAGAGUUGAAAAGCGAUUCCAUGCUCUACCUGUGCUGCAGAUCAAGCUCUGCCUCUCAUUAGCUUCCCUUCUCCUUCUUUGUCCUAGAUCUGGCUGCUCAGCUGCUCUGUGGCUGUGUGUGUGCAGGGAAGUGCUCUGUUGGGUACAUUUUUUGUCAAUAAAGUGCACAUUCUGCACAGGUGGCCUGGUUCAGGAUUAAUCUAGUUGUCAGCCAGGCCCUACUUGUCACCCAAGCUGUGUUUGGGAUGCUGGGAGGGAUUCAGUUGCUUUUAGGCUUAUAAUGAAGGAAAUGUGCCACAGCAAGCAGUGUGAGAGGUGCAUCUUUAUGGCUUGUGCUGAGCAGAGCUGGUGGCUGCAUGGAGUCUGGGUUGCUGAAACUUUCCUGUGUGUUUUGUCUGCAAGGGAGACUUCCCUCCUUUUCUUUGUGUUUUAUCCUAUAAUUUCGGUAUCUUUAAGGUAGGGGAGAAAUUCCUCCCUGUGACUGGUCUAGGAUAGAGCCAAUGAAAGAAAGGUGUGUACAAUUUGGAAGAAAUAAAUGGAAUGUUUUAAUGGG
Prinia subflava (tawny-flanked prinia) is the source of this 1365-nucleotide messenger RNA. It is a transcript of the gene ZMAT2, whose product is annotated as zinc finger matrin-type 2. The transcript is spliced from 6 exons. Gene Ontology annotation, biological process: mRNA splicing, via spliceosome. Gene Ontology annotation, cellular component: spliceosomal complex; U4/U6 x U5 tri-snRNP complex. The record is from RefSeq and is a predicted model, not a curated record. Bases 95 to 694 code for a protein of 199 amino acids. NCBI's taxonomy places the organism in Eukaryota, Metazoa, Chordata, Aves, Passeriformes, Cisticolidae. Gene Ontology annotation, molecular function: zinc ion binding; nucleic acid binding.